AUGGUAUCCUCUAGUACCGCAUCAUCGACAAGGAGCCAGACCCCUGAUGAUAAACACAAGCUUUUCUUUGAUUAUGCAGACAAAACACAGGAAGCGCUGUCAACAUUUACUGAACUGAAAAAAUGUUCAUAUGCCAGCAAAGAACUUGGGAAUUCUAAUAGUCACGAUUUCAUUGAGUGUGAUUGUUAUGAGGAAUUCCAAGAUGGAGUCAAUCAUGCAUGUGGGGAAGACUCUGACUGUAUAAACAGGCUCACGCUGAUCGAAUGUGUUAAUGACUUGUGCGGUUCGUGUGGCAAUGACUGCCGAAAUCAAAGGUUUCAGAAGCGCGAGUAUGCUGACAUUGCAGUCUUUCAGACUCAAAAAAAGGGCUACGGUGUGCGAGCGCAGAAAGACAUCGAAGCUCAUGAGUUUAUCUAUGAAUACAUUGGAGAGGUAAUAGCGGAGGACGAAUUUCGUGACAGGAUGAUUGAUUACGACCAUCGCGGGCUAAAACAUUUCUAUUUCAUGAUGCUUCAAACAGGUGAGUUCAUUGAUGCCACGGUCAAAGGCUCUUUGGCCAGAUUCUGCAACCAUUCUUGCAACCCCAACGCGUAUGUAAACAAAUGGGCUGUCGCCGGUAAACUAAGGAUGGGGAUUUUUGCCAAUAGGAAGAUUUUGAAGGGUGAAGAGAUAACUUUUGACUACAAUGUUGACAGGUAUGGUGCGACGGCACAGCCUUGCUACUGUGACGAGCCAAACUGUCUCGGGUUUCUCGGUGGGAAGACUCAGACGGAUGCUGCCUCGUUAUUGCCUCAAAAUUACGCAGAUGCUCUUGGUGUAAGGCCGUCAAUUGAGAAAAAGUGGAUCAAACUAAUGAAAGCAAACGGCGAAAAGAUUCUUAAGAGCGAAGUGAACAACAUCAAUGUCGAAUUUGUGAAAUCUCUCGAUUUGAGUCCUUGCGAAAGUCUCGAUGAUGUGUCCAAGGUCAUGAGUGUCUUAUUACAGGCUGAUGAUAACCUCAUUAUUAGAAGGCUGAUGGAAAGAAUACUACUCACAAAAGAUCAAACAAUGCAUUACCAAAUUAUAAAGCUCCAUGGUUACAGGUGCUUCAACAAGCUUCUCGGGAUAUUCGAGGACGAUAGCGAAAUCCAGCUUGAAAUCCUCGAAUACCUGAAUUGUCUUCCCAAAACCACGAAGAAUGGUAUUAUAUCGUCGCAGAUCGACAAAAAGGUGGAGGAACUUAAAGAAAAACCGGAACUUACGCAGGUGUCUGAUGAGCUUUUGGCCAAGUGGAGAUCGUUCGAAACAUACAAGCGCAUCACGAAGAAAGACAUUUCAGAAUCCUCGCACAAAAAGAUGGAUUUAAGAAGGUUGAGACUCCCCCCUGGAUGGGAAAUUAUCCACGAAAAUGGUAAACCUGUUUAUUACAACGCACAACAACAAACAAAACUGCACCACCCCCCUAAUGGUGUCACUAAAACUUUUGGUGGUUCUCAACCGAGUCGCCCCUCUACUCCUUUGGAUUCGCCAAGCAACGGCGCCAUCAGCAGCAAAAAGCGCCCGCUAGACGCAGAGGAAUAUGAAAAGAAAAAGAAGCAGCGCAUCGAGUUUCAAAGGAAAGAGCUUGAGAGACUCAAGAAUGAAGAAUUGCAGCAGCUGAAAGAUAAGCUUGAGCUUGAGGAUCAGAAGAAAACCGAACUGGAAAAGAUUAUCGCCGAGGCCAAUCAGCAAAAGGAGCUUGAAAAACAGCAGAAGUUCAAGGAGCAGCAAGAAGAGGAACAGAAACGACAAAAGAAGCUACAGCAAUCUAAAGGCGACUAUAUGUUACACAAGUGGAAUCGUUUUUUUGCUGGAUUCGUGCCCAACUUAGUCAGGCAUUAUGAAAAAGACUUGGGGAAAGACCAUAUCAAGGAGUGUGCCCGAGAUAUCGUCAAGACGCUUUCCAGUAAAGAGCUGAAGAAAGACCCCAAGAAGAGCCCACCGCCAGAGCCGAGCAAGGAAAAAAAGGCCAAGGUUCGUGAGUUCACUAAGGUGUAUAUGGAGAAAUUCAGCCAGAAGUACGCGCAGCGCAAGAAAAAGUAG
Molecule: messenger RNA, 2061 nt
Organism: Lachancea thermotolerans CBS 6340
Lineage: Eukaryota; Fungi; Ascomycota; Saccharomycetes; Saccharomycetales; Saccharomycetaceae
Gene: SET2
Product: histone methyltransferase SET2
Exons: 1
Coding region: 1-2061 (686 amino acids)
Biological process (GO): regulation of DNA-templated transcription
Cellular component (GO): nucleus; chromosome; chromatin
Molecular function (GO): histone H3K36 methyltransferase activity; protein binding
Source: RefSeq, a predicted model, not a curated record